Molecule: messenger RNA, 1032 nt
Organism: Amorphotheca resinae ATCC 22711
Lineage: Eukaryota; Fungi; Ascomycota; Leotiomycetes; Helotiales; Amorphothecaceae
Exons: 3
Coding region: 1-1032 (343 amino acids)
Source: RefSeq, a predicted model, not a curated record
AUGGCGCAAACAUCAAAUCCAAAGAAUCCCUUGGACGUAUUGCAGGGCAUGAUCGAUUGCAUUCUUAUAGAGACUGGCAGAGCGCUUCGCACAGCAGAUAGAGAGGGGCCAAGGGCGCUUGGAAAUAUCCAUACUAGGCUUCGCUCCACCAUCCCCAGCGCCAUUGAGAACUUCCAUCAGGCGCUUGAUGACAUAGAAUGCGAAAUUGUUCGGGCAAAGGCUGUGCUGCUUCGAGAUCUUGAAGAGCUGCGAGCCAAACGGAUCGCGUUAGAAAACCCACCUCCAAAAGUUAUUGAGGAACAGAUAAAGGAUGAACCGACGGCAGAUUUGGAAUUGACUCAAGAAAACAGCGCGCCAGAGAACACUCAACCAACGCCUCAACCAACAGUCAAGGAGGAGGACGUUGCAUCUCCACCCGCCCCAGUACCGCCGACCCUGGAUCCGCCGAAGGAGACUAUUACAAAAGUCUCAGAUGAUUCAAAGGAGGCACAUGGGCCAUCUCCGUCAAAUGCGAAAGAGGUCAACGCAGACUCAAAUGCUGUUGACUUAGGUAUAAAUACCUCGAUUGCAACUGACCCUUCUGCUCCAGGCACCGCUGGGAUGGAGUCAAUCGAUUCUCUAUUUGACAUGCCUGAUGACGGCAACAAUAAUGAUGAUUCGGCUCUCAAUUUCGAUGGGAUGGACUUCUCUAUUCACGACUCAAAUACUGAAGGCAACUCACACGCUCAGAAUAAUGAUUUUGAUCUCUCCACUUUUGGAAAUAACCCACAAGAUUUCAACAUGACAGACCCUCAGACCUCAAAUAACACAGGGAAUUCAACUAAUCCCCCCGAGAACAAGCAGGAUGACAUGUUUGGAAUGAUAAAUAAUAACGCCGGGGACGAUAUGAUGGAUUUGGAUUUAAAUAUGCAGUCCGCAGAAGAGAGUGCUUUUGACAGUAUGUUCCUGAUUGGAGAUGAUGGAGGUACAAGUGGUGGCGGUGAUAUGGAUCACGGAGCUUUUGACAACGCGUUUUUCGGCCUGGAUAACUAG